CUUGCCCUCACUGCUCUCUGUUUUAUUCUCAUCGAGUAGUGUGAGUGCGGUUCCACCGAGAGAGCGGUGCAAUGAUAAAAGCCGCAUAUGCGGUAGGCUGCUACACACCUAUCAGGCAGGAAAAUACCCACGAAACAGCCUCACCCCGGUUCUCUUCGCACCACAGCCUUAUCCACGACUCAGAGCGGAACCUGAAGUGCCAGUAGAACCAUGUCCAAGCCAACGGGGGGCGGUGUCAACGAUGUCACCCGCUUAUUGAUAUCAGGGGCGGCACAGCCAGGGUCUCCCACCUCCAACUCUAUGUUCUCCGCCGCCAGCCAGGCCGACUGGGCGGCUAAGAGGCUAGUAUGGGUGCCGUCAGAGAAGCAUGGCUUUGAGUCGGCCAGUAUUCGGGAGGAGCGUGGUGAUGAGGUGGAGGUUGAGCUAACAGACAGCCAGAGGAAGGUGACUCUGUCCAGGGAGGAGGUGCAGCGGAUGAACCCCCCGCGCUUCAGCAAAGUGGAGGACAUGGCCGACCUCACCUGUCUCAACGAAGCCUCGGUGCUGCACAACCUGAGAGAGAGAUACUACUCUGGCUUGAUCUAUACCUAUUCAGGGCUGUUCUGUGUGGUGGUGAACCCUUAUAAGAACCUGCCCAUCUACACAGAGUCCAUCGUGGAGAUGUAUCGGGGCAAAAAACGCCACGAGAUGCCCCCACACAUCUACGCCAUAUCAGAGGCCGCCUAUCGCAGCAUGCUACAAGACAGAGAAGAUCAGGCAAUCCUCUGCACAGGGGAGUCUGGAGCUGGGAAAACGGAGAACACUAAGAAAGUCAUCCAGUAUUUGGCUCACGUUGCCUCUUCCCAUAAGGGCGGCACUCUGGGUAGGAACAAGGAAGCUGUGCAGAUGGACGGCUCUCGGUCCUUAACAAGAGGCAGUACUUUGGUGAACAGGAGUAUGCAAUAUGGCGAGCUGGAGAGACAGCUGCUGCAGGCCAACCCCAUACUGGAGGCCUUCGGCAACGCAAAGACUGUCAAGAACGAUAACUCCUCUAGAUUUGGUAAAUUCAUCCGCAUCAAUUUUGAUGUGGGGGGGUACAUUGUUGGUGCCAACAUCGAGACCUACCUCCUUGAAAAGUCCCGGGCCACCCGUCAGGCCAAAGACGAGAGGACGUUCCACAUCUUUUACCAGUUGUUGUGUGGCACUUCAGACGAGACAAAAGCGGACCUGCUCUUAGGAACUGCUGAUGAGUACCGCUUUCUCAGUGGAGGCUCCAUCCCUGUUCCUGGUCAGAGCGAUUCAGAGAACUUCACCCAGACCAUGGACUCCAUGGCUAUAAUGGGCUUCACCCCAGAGGAGUCAAUGUCCAUGCUUAAGUUGAUCUCUGCUGUGCUCCAGUUUGGGAACAUCUCCUUCAUGAAGGAGAAGAACCAGGACCAGGCCUCGAUGCCAGAUAACACAGCUGCUCAGAAACUGUGCCAUCUGCUGGGCGUCAACGUGCUGGAGUUCACACGGGCCAUCCUCACUCCCAGAAUCAAAGUGGGUCGAGAGUAUGUGCAGAAGGCCCAGACGAAAGAGCAGGCUGACUUUGCUGUAGAGGCCUUGGCGAAGGCCACAUAUGAGCGUCUGUUCAGAUGGCUGGUCCACAGGAUCAACAGGGCUCUGGACCGCAGACAGAGACAAGGAGCUUCCUUCAUAGGCAUUCUUGAUAUUGCUGGAUUUGAGAUCUUCCAGCUCAACUCCUUUGAGCAGCUGUGUAUCAACUACACCAACGAGAAGCUGCAGCAGCUCUUCAACCACACCAUGUUCAUCUUGGAGCAGGAGGAGUACCAGCGCGAGGGCAUUGAAUGGAACUUCAUCGACUUUGGCCUUGACUUACAGCCCUGCAUUGACCUCAUCGAGAGACCAGCCCACCCGCCUGGUGUUCUCGCCCUGCUAGAUGAAGAGUGCUGGUUCCCGCGGGCGACAGAUCGCUCAUUUGUGGAGAAGCUGUCUACUGAGCAAGGCAGCCAUCCAAAAUUCUUCAAACCAAAGCAACCACGUGGAGAAGCUGACUUCUCCAUCAUUCACUAUGCUGGCAAGGUGGACUACAAGGCACAUGAUUGGUUAGUGAAGAACAUGGAUCCUCUGAACGACAAUGUGGCGUCUCUUCUCCACCAGUCGUCUGAUCAUUUUGUCUCAGAGCUUUGGAAGGAGGAUAUUCAAACUCUUCCUCGUGUAUACUUCUUUGACUCCUAUGCCACACUACAGGCUAAUGUGGACAGGAUUGUGGGUCUGGACCAGGUGUCUUCAGGAGAGAACAGCGGGCCGGUCACGUUCGGAGCAGCAGGGCUGAAGACAAAGAAGGGAAUGUUCAGGACUGUUGGUCAGCUUUACAAGGAGUCGCUCACGAAGCUGAUGGCCACGCUGAGGAACACAAACCCCAACUUCCUCCGCUGUAUCAUCCCCAACCACGAGAAGAAGGCCGGUAAGCUGUCCCCCAACCUGGUUUUGGACCAACUGAGGUGUAAUGGAGUUCUGGAGGGCAUCCGUAUCUGCAGACAAGGCUUCCCUAACCGCAUCCCGUUCCAGGAGUUUAGACAGAGAUAUGAGAUCCUGACUCCGAAUGCUAUUCCUCGCACCUUUAUGGACGGCAAACAGGCAUCAGAACUCAUGAUUAGAGCUUUGGAACUGGAUCACAACCUGUUCAGGGUGGGUCAGAGUAAAGUCUUCUUCAGAGCCGGAGUCCUGGGUCACCUGGAAGAAGAAAGAGACCUAAAGAUCACGGACACCAUCAUACGCUUUCAGAGCGCCUCCAGAGGCUACCUUGCACGCAAAUCCUUCCUGAAGAAGCAGCAACAGCUGAGUGCUCUGAGAGUGAUGCAGAGGAACUGUGCUGCUUACCUCAAACUCAGGAACUGGCAGUGGUGGCGGCUGUUCACCAAGGUGAAGCCCCUGCUGCAGGUUACCCGGCAGGACGAGGAGAUCCAGGUAAGGGAAACCGAGCUCCAGAAGGCCAAGGACAAUCUCACUCGAGUGGAGCAGGACUACACAGAGCUGGACAAGAAACAUGCUCAGCUGAUCGAGGAGAAGGCCGUGCUGGCUGACCAGCUGCAAGCAGAGGCGGAGCUGUUUGCCGAGGCAGAGGAGAUGAGGGCCCGGUUGGCCAGUCGGAAACAGGAGCUGGAGGAGGUGCUGGGCGAGCUGGAGAGUCGAUUGGAGGAAGAGGAGGAGAGAGGCGUGCAGCUGACCAAUGAGAAGAAGAGGAUGCAGCAGAAUAUUCAGGACCUGGAGGAGCAGUUAGAGGAGGAGGAAAGUGCCCGACAGCGCCUCCUGCUGGAGAAGGUUACCUUGGAGACCAAAGUGAAGAGUCUGGAAGCCGACUUGCUGAAUGCAGUGGAGCAGAGAGACCGACUCAGCAAGGAGAAGAAACAGCUGGAGGAGCGUCUGGCCGAGGUAACCGAUCAGCUCACUGAGGAAGAGGAGAAAACCAAAAGUCUAAACAAACUCAAGAACAAACAGGAGGCUGUCAUCGCUGACCUAGAGGAGCGCUUGAAGCGUGAGGAGCAGGGGCGCUUGGAGCAGGAGAAGUGGCGGAGGAGGAUGGAGAAUGACUCGUUGGAGGCCCAGGAGCAGCUGUCGGACCUGGGCAUGCUGUCCGCCGAGCUGAGGGGCAGUCUGGCUCAGAAGGAGAAGGAAAUCACCACCCUGCAGGGCCGGUUGGAGGAAGAAGGAGCGCGUCGUGCGGAGGCUCAGAGGGCGCUAAGGGAGGCCAUGUCCCAGGUGUCUGAGCUGAAGGAGGAAGUGGAGAAUGAACGAGGGAUGAGGGAAAGGGCGGAGAAACAGAGGCGAGACCUGGGGGAGGAGCUGGAGGCUUUGAGAACUGAGCUGGAGGACACUCUGGACACCACAGCUGCCCAGCAGGAGCUAAGGUCUCGCCGGGAGGCGGAGUUAAAUGAUCUCCAGCGGUGUGUUGAAGAGGAGACUCGCCGCCACGAGGCCCAGCUAUCAGAAGUCCGAGUCAAACACAGCGCUGCCAUAGACAGCCUCCAGGAACAGCUGGACAAUAGCAAGAGAGCACGUCAGUCCCUGGAGAAGGCCAAAGCCAUGCUGGAGGAGGAGAGGCAGAAUUUGAGCUCAGAGCUCAAGAGCCUCCAAGCGAGCCGCACGGAGAGCGAGAGAGGCCGCAAGAGGGCCGAGGGUCAGCUGCAGGAGCUCGGCGCCCGCCUGGCUCAGGCUGACAGAGAGAGGGAGGAGAAGGAAGAGCGAAUGCACAAGCUACAGUGCGAGAUUGAGUCUCUCUCCGGCAAUUUGUCCUCCUCUGACAUCAAAACACUUCGUCUCACUAAAGAGGUCAGCAGCCUGGAGAGCCAGCUGCAUGAUGCCAAGGAACUGCUGCAGGAUGAAACUCGUCAAAAGAUGGCUCUGGGCUCGAGGGUGCGAGCGCUGGAGGAGGAGAAGAACGGACUGAUGGAAAGACUUGAGGAGGAGGAGGAGAGAGCCAAAGAGUUGACCCGGCAGAUUCAGACUCAUACCCAGCAGCUAGCAGAGCUUCGCAAGCAGUCAGAGGAGGUGAACACUGCGGUGGAAGCCGGAGACGAGACACGCCGGAAACUCCAGAGAGAGCUGGACAGCGUCAUCCAGAGGGAGCGACAGAAGGAGGAGGAGAAGGAGCGGGUGGAGAGGCAGAGGGAGCGACUAAGGGAGGAGAUAGAGGACAUGACACUUGCCCUGCAGAGAGAGAGACAGAACUGCACGGCCCUGGAGAAGAGGCAGAAAAAGUUUGACCAGUGUCUGGCCGAGGAAAAGGCGGUGAGCGCUAGGCUGGCAGAGGAAAGGGACAGAGCAGAAGCAGACAGCCGAGAAAAGGACACAAGAUAUCUGGCGCUUUCCCGAGCCCUGCAGGAGGCCCAGGACCAGAGGGAAGAGCUAGAGAGGUCCAACAAGCAGCUCCGUCUGGAAAUGGAGCAGCUUGUAAACCAGCAGGACGACGUCGGCAAAAACGUCCAUGAGCUGGAGCGCACUCGCAGGAGCUUAGAAACGGAAGCCCAGAACCUGCGAGUUCAGACGCAGGAGCUGGAGGAGGAGCUGAACGAGGCGGAGAACUCAAGGCUGAGGCUGGAGGUCACUCUGCAGGCGCUCAAGGCUCAAUUUGAGAGGGAGAUAAGCAGCAACGAGGAGAAAGGAGAGGAGAAGAGGAGGGCGCUCAGCAAGCAGGUGAGGGAGUUGGAGAUCCAGCUGGAGGAGGAGCGGAGUCAGCGGUCUCAGGCUGUGUCGACCAAAAAGCAGCUGGAAGCAGAACUGCAGGAAGCCGAGACCCAGGUGGAGACAGCCGGCCGCGGAAAAGAGGAGACUCUGAAGCAGCUACGGAGGCUGCAGGGUCAAAUGAAGGAAGUUCUGCGUGAGCUGGAUGAGAGCAAGUUGGCUCGGGAAGAGGUGGUCGCACAGUCGAAAGACAGCGAAAAGAAGAUCCAAUCUCUGGAAGCAGAAGUCCUUCAGUUAACUGAAGAGCUUUCAGUAUCAGAGAGGCAGAGGAGACAGGCUCAGCAGGAGAGAGAUGAGAUGGCCGAUGAGAUGGUCAACAGCAGCUCUGGAAAGACCGCACUGUUUGAAGAGAAGCGGAGGUUAGAAGCGCGAGUCAGUCAGCUGGAGGAGGAGCUGGAGGAGGAGCAGAGUAACUCUGAACUGCUGGCGGAGAGACAAAGAAAGACUGCUCUACAGGUGGAGACUCUAACCGUGCAGCUGCAGGGAGAGAGGACUUUGACCCAGAAGGCAGAGGUGGCUCGGGAGCAGCUGGAGAGGCAGAACAAGGAGCUGAAGACCCGACUGGGGGAGAUGGAGGGAGCAGUAAGGGGCAAGCACAGGCUCAGCGUCGCCGCCCUGGAGGCCAAGAUCGAUUCGAUGGAGGAGCAGCUGGAACAGGAGAGACAGGAACGAGCCAUUGCCAACAAACUGAUGCGAAAGACAGAGAAGAAACUGAAGGAGGUGAUGAUGCAGGCAGACGACGAGAGAAGACACGCAGACCAGUACAGAGAACAGCUGGAUAAAUCCAUGGUCCGAUUGAAGCAGUUGAAGAGGCAGCUGGAGGAGGUGGAGGAGGACAACUCUCGCUCCAACGCCCAGAAGAGGAAGCUGCAGAGAGAGCUGGAGGAGAUCUCCGACAGCAGCCAGAGCAUGACACGAGAGAUCACCGCUCUCCGCAGCCAGCUCAGCAUUCCUGAAUGGAGACCAGAUCAGCGUGCUCCGUUGCCCCUGGCAUUGCGUGGACGUAGAGCGCUGGUUGACGACCUCUCGUUGGAGAACUCAGACUCUGAGGAGCCCCCUGCCUCGCCGACCCCCUCCUCUGGACUCCCAGGGACCCCGACUCCCUCCUCUGAACAUAGCCUGGACCCUCCGCCGCCCUACAGCGUCAACAAUACAGAGUGACGCAGACAUAGACUCAGUUACACACACACACACACACACACACACACACACACACACACACACACACACACACACACACACAUACAUACACACACACACACACAUCAGCCACUCACAGCCUCAACUGCUCAGAGGUGAAAGAGUGACAUGCACACAGCACAUGACAACACUGUACUUUAUAAAAGUAAAAAUUUCAACUGGAAUUCAUUUUUAUUUUGUAACAAACUGUGACAUAAAAAAACGACAUAACAAAGACUGGAAAUUUCUACAUUACAUCUCUGUAAUGCACUUCUGAAAAACUGAAUGACAUUUCCCAGAGUUCCGAGGGGAAAUUGAAUUAUUAUCAACUAAUUUCACGAAGGUGUACAGUAAUUAGAGGGCAGGAAACGUUAUGGUGGUCACGUCUUUUACAAUAGGAGGUAUUUAAAAACUAAGCCAUGUUGUGAACCCUUUGCUGAGUAUUAUAUAUAUAUAAUCUGAUUUCAUAAAGGGCUGCUGGAGGAAAAUACUUCUGAAAGGUGUUGAGACAAUCUAUAUACAUGUAACAUAAGGCAGUCAACAAGAAAAGUACAAUGCACACAUUAAAUAAUGUGAUUUCACAUGUCUGCUUAAAAAAAACAUUAAAUAAGAAACUUUGAAUAAUCUGGAAAACAUAAAGGGGGGAAAAAAC
Perca flavescens (yellow perch) is the source of this 7054-nucleotide messenger RNA. RefSeq names its product myosin, heavy chain 14, non-muscle (gene myh14). Gene Ontology annotation, cellular component: myosin II complex; cytoplasm; myosin filament. Gene Ontology annotation, biological process: regulation of cell shape; actomyosin structure organization; mitotic cytokinesis. The record is from RefSeq and is a predicted model, not a curated record. The coding region runs from base 211 to 6384 and encodes 2057 amino acids. Gene Ontology annotation, molecular function: microfilament motor activity; ATP binding; actin filament binding. The transcript has 46 exons. NCBI's taxonomy places the organism in Eukaryota, Metazoa, Chordata, Actinopteri, Perciformes, Percidae.